This is a messenger RNA of Lactuca sativa (garden lettuce), 287 nucleotides long. The record is from RefSeq and is a predicted model, not a curated record. NCBI's taxonomy places the organism in Eukaryota, Viridiplantae, Streptophyta, Magnoliopsida, Asterales, Asteraceae.
AGAGACAAUCAACAAAAAUGAGGAUCAAAUAUCUUGAAGCAGCACUGAGUCAAGAUAUUCAGUUCUUUGACACUGAAGUCAGAACUUCAGAUGUUGUAUAUGCGAUCAAUACUGAUGCUGUUAUGGUUCAAGACGCCAUUAGUGAAAAGCUAGGGAAUUUUAUACACUAUAUGGCGACAUUUGUAUCUGGAUUUGUGGUGGGAUUCACAGCAGUUUGGCAAUUGGCGCUUGUGACACUUGCAGUGGUGCCUUUAAUUGCGAUAAUCGGAAGCUGGAAAUAUUGCUGA